AUGCUUCGAGAUCUCUUCUUAUGGAGCGUUUAUACUGGACGUAUCGGCACUGCUUUCGUUCUUUUACUUCAUAUUAAGGCACGUACAGGUGCAGCACUUUUAGCUGUUGCGUUGGCAAGACGCAAAUCAUUGUUAACAAAAGAAAUGAAUCAACGCAAUGAGUUUAGCGAUCACGCUGAGAAGUAUGAAGAUUAUGCUAAAGAAUGCAUCAAUGCUUGUCAUGCACAAAGCGAAGAACGCACAUCUCGUAUCCUUCUAUCUGAAAAAGAAAUUUAUGGCAAGGCAACAUAUAUGCAAGUAAGUUAA
Molecule: messenger RNA, 306 nt
Organism: Rotaria sp. Silwood2
Lineage: Eukaryota; Metazoa; Rotifera; Eurotatoria; Philodinida; Philodinidae
Source: the annotation of a GenBank genome assembly